Messenger RNA from Blepharisma stoltei, 678 nucleotides. NCBI's taxonomy places the organism in Eukaryota, Ciliophora, Heterotrichea, Heterotrichida, Blepharismidae. The record is from the annotation of a GenBank genome assembly.
AUGGCACAUGUUAGUUUUUCAGGGAGUCCAUUUGGCUCAAUUAGUCACAAGCAAUGCAUAAUUGCAGACAAUCUCCAUCAGCAAUGCCUCUCCGAGAUGAAAAGUAAAAAUGAUUACCUCUGUCCUGAUACUUUGCAAGCCUAUAGAAGAUGGUGCCCAUCAGAUAUACUAAUUGACCAAGAAUAGCCCACUAAGGAGCCAUUCUUGGUCUGCCAGAAAAAAUUUUGACAAAAGAUCCUAAUCUGCCAUUACCACUGAGUUUUGGUGUUUCCAAAUUUUUUGGGCAAGCCAAAUGCAAUAAAAAAAAUUGUUCUUUUGCAAUGAUGCAUUUGGCUUGUCAAAAAAAUUUGGCAACACCAAAACUCAGUGGUAAUGACAAACGAUCCUAAUCUGCCAUUACCACUGAGUUUUGAUGUUGCCAAAUUUUUUUGACAAGCCAAAUGCAUCAUUGCAAAAGAACAAUUUUUUUAUUGCAUUUGGCUUGCCCAAAAAAUUUGGAAAUACCAAAACUCAGUGGUAAUGGCAGAUUAGGAUCUUUUGUCAAAAUUUUUUCUGGCAGACCAAGAAUGGCUCCUUAGUGGGCUAUUCUUGGUCAAUUAGUAUAUCCGAGCUCAGCAAGCUUAUUUUAGAUAUGAAAGGCACCUAGCAAGAGAAACAGGGAAAGCUCUAGCCAGUUAA